UCUGGCAACUCUGGAGAAUAUCGAGUAGAAGGCAGAAAACCUAGCAGAGGAACUACCUGGGGAGAAAUGGAGGCGGACUGCAUCUCAGAAUGUGAUGAAUCACUUGAUAUUUCUGUGGAAGAUGAAGAGGAGGAAGAGGAUGGGUCACAGAGUGAAGAAUUUAACAACAGCAGUUUUAAAAAACAUAGCCAGAAUGAAGAGAUGAAAUCCAAGUUGUCUGAUGCCAUGGAGGCUGUUCAAAGUGAAGAAAGUAGCUUAACAUGGGAGACCAAUUCAAGUAGAUGUUCCACAUCCCAUGCCUCAGAAGCCAGCGUUACAUCUGGGGUAUACAGUAUGGAAAACUCAUACACAGAUUGUUCUCCGGGGAAAGUUACUUUCCUGAAGGAAGAGAGAAAGACGACGCAGGAAAAGCUGAGCAAUUCAACCCAUCAGACGUUAAAUGAGACGACAGAACCAGACAGCCAAGAAGGUGAUUUUUGUCAGACGUCAGUGCUGAAAAAAGCUGAAGAAAGUGAGUUAGAUCCAUCUGAUCCACAAUCAUGGCCCUCUCAAGUACAACCUUCUAAGAUUAAAGACUAUUUGGUUCAGAUCACACAGGAAGUGACCACUGGGUCAGAGGAGAAAGAAAAUACUUUGAUGAAAAAAGGGGAGCUGCCUAUCAAAGGAACAGUAAGAGCCAGGAUUCUUCAAAUCACUGCUGUAUUGGAAGAAAGACAUAAAAAGGUUUUCCGAAGGAUAAACAAUAAAGAUAUGCCUCCACCCUUAGAGGUGACCAGGAAGCCAAGAGAACCUCCCAAAGUCUUCUCCAGACGAGGCAUAUCGGUAUCUUUACGGCACGUUGAACAAAACACUGCAGAGAAGAAUAACAAGAAGGAAGUUCUGAGUUAUAAUCUCAGACAUGUAGAGACAAGAAGUUCAAAGUCUGCACUUUACAGUAAAGAGGAGAGGAAACCACAGCACUUGUUUCUCCCUAAAACACAGAAGAAGCCUUUAGAAAAGCUACCAAAAAUUUCAACACACCUUGAUGACAAAGCAAAGAAGCCAGACACCAAACAGUAUUCGCCUGCAAUUCAUACCUCACUUCCAGAACUGAUUCAACCAACUGAGUCUGACAAAAUGGAAAAAAAGGAAAAACAGUCUGUUUCUCCAAAUGUUUCAAAUACCGCACUGGAAAAAUCGUUCAACUUUGUUGGUGAAAAAAAGGAAAUUCAGGAUCAUAUACCAAUGACCUUCGAAGUUUCUGAUUUAUUAAAAGAAGUGAAGUCACCGUCAGAGAAUCAAGUAACUCAGCCUUGUUCCCCAGUUCCUGUCGAACCACUUCCUUAUGUUGAAUCAGAAACAGAAAAUCAAUCUGACUCAGUUAGAACAUUGUUAUCAGAAACUUUGAUUCAACAUUUACAGGACCCUCAUAAUAUUGCAGCUACUCACGGUGAACCUGAAAGUUGUAACUUAACUGACAUUGGAACACAAUCUAUGGAAUCUACAAUUACUUCAAGACUGGAGAUCAAAGAUGAAUUCUUAGAGCAGCCUGUUGAAGAAACAGAGAAUCAAGAGAUUUCUCUUCAUUCAACUGAAAUCACAGAUGCUAACCUUGAGAAGUCAAAAUUACCAUCAUUUGUAGAAAAACAGAAAAGCAAGAAAAAGAACAAUUAUCAGAGAAAUCUUCAGACAAAGAAAGGAUGCAGGAGCAAUUUAGUAUGCUUUUACAAACAAAUUCAGACCAGCUACCCUCGUUGUCUAUGAUUC
Messenger RNA from Pantherophis guttatus, 1746 nucleotides. The record is from RefSeq and is a predicted model, not a curated record. Lineage: Eukaryota; Metazoa; Chordata; Lepidosauria; Squamata; Colubridae.